Penicillium samsonianum is the source of this 600-nucleotide messenger RNA. RefSeq names its product CCDC12/cwf18 family protein. Bases 1 to 600 code for a protein of 199 amino acids. NCBI's taxonomy places the organism in Eukaryota, Fungi, Ascomycota, Eurotiomycetes, Eurotiales, Aspergillaceae. Gene Ontology annotation, cellular component: post-mRNA release spliceosomal complex; U2-type spliceosomal complex. The record is from RefSeq and is a predicted model, not a curated record. The transcript has a single exon.
AUGUCGUCAAACCAUGCCAAUCUUGAUGCGGCAUCCACCGACCGCAAAGCCCGGCUCGCCAAGCUCGCAGCUCUGAAGCGCAAGCAACCCGAACAAGACACACACGAGGCCGGCGCAGAAGACGAGCUACCCGACGCCGAUGCCACGCCAGAUGUCACCACAAAAUACCUGUCCGGUCGCAACUACGACCCCGAGACCCGCGGGCCAAAACUAGGCUUUGAGCAAGGUCCGCAAGAGGGCCAGAAGACGCUGGAAGCACAAGCGGCUGAGAUUGCGAAGGCCACAGCGGAGCAAGCCAAGAAGGAUGCAGGUGCCGAUGAACCCAUUGAUCUGUUCAAGCUACAACCUAAGAAACCCAACUGGGACUUGAAGCGCGAUCUGAACGAAAAGCUCAAGACUCUUAACGUACGGACGGACAACGCAAUUGCCCGGCUCUUACGACAGCGGGUAGAGGAAGCGCAGCGUGCUGCGAAGGCACGUGGGCCUAAGUCUAACGGAGACGAGGAGGGAGAGGAAGUGGGCAUGGAGGGUGAGACGCUUGUUGAGGGCAUCCAUAUGCGCGAACGAGAGGAAGAGAAAAGCGAUGAAGAAACAAUUUGA